UUGGGACAACCUAAUAGCUUAGUAAAAUCCGCAAACAUAACAUUUUUAGAAUCAUUUCCACCUUCAACGUCCAGAACUGCUUCCAGCGAAAAUGGGCCUUGCGAUUUGAGAAAGUACUCGAAAUUGUCUGUGCAGGACCUUAACUUGCUCCAGGAACUCAUCAAAGCGAAUGAACCUCUCAAGGCCCCCUUAGACCUACACUUCAACGGCGAGUUGAGCUUGAUGGAUGUUGUCAAAAUCAGCGAAGCUGCAUUGAAAAGGAUUGUUUGUAUGGCAAGAGAUCUGGCAGCUUUCCAAGGGUUGGACAUAGAAGACAAAAAGAACCUUAUGAAAGGCAGCUGCAGCGAAUUGCUAAUCUUGCGAGGAGUCAUGGCUUUCGAUCCUAACAAAAACACUUGGAAUCACAAUUUUAGCACGGUUUGUCAAGGCAUCAAAGGAAUGGAGGUCAAAUUGGACGUUCUCAAAAGCACAAAAGAAACGCAACACUACGAGGAACAUAAACGAUUUCUCAUUGGCUUCAAUGAACAGAUUCGGAGAAAUGAGUGUGUUAUGCUGUUGCUGAUGGCUCUCGUCAUCUUUCGUCCGGAUAGAGCGAACCUUGUUGACAAAGUUAGAGUUCGAGCAAUACAAAACACGUACUACGGGGUGCUGAGGAGGGUGCUCGAGUGCGAAUACGCGGCUAGUGAGGCUCUCAUCGUCUAUGAAAUGCUUGUGAGGAAGCUGGAAGAGUUGAAGCACUUGAAGGAAGGACUAGUCAGGAUUUACUACGGAUUCGACAGUCGCCAAUUAGAUCCGCUCAUCAAAGAGCUAUUCGAUAUGAUGUGA
Messenger RNA from Cylicostephanus goldi, 825 nucleotides. The record is from the annotation of a GenBank genome assembly. Lineage: Eukaryota; Metazoa; Nematoda; Chromadorea; Rhabditida; Strongylidae.